Molecule: messenger RNA, 1110 nt
Organism: Aegilops tauschii subsp. strangulata
Lineage: Eukaryota; Viridiplantae; Streptophyta; Magnoliopsida; Poales; Poaceae
Source: RefSeq, a predicted model, not a curated record
AUGGCCAAAGUUCAAAUCGAACCGGUACGAACGGGAGAAAAACGCAGCCACGCUGUGCCUCGCGGCGCUCCUCCCCGCCCCACCUCCUGCGACGCCCCGCGCGCCGCCGGCCGCCUCCAACGGCCACCCACCCACACACCGGCGCAGACCCUGACGACCCACGCGCACCCGAGACCCGGCGCCCCCAUCCAUCUACCUCCUCACCGCGUCGCGCCGCUGCGCCCCCAAAGCGCCGCCCGGCGAUGGAUCCAAGCCGGCAACCGCCACAGCGCGCCUCCUGGCGGCGGAUCCGGGCCGGCAACUAUUCCCCUCCUCCCCCACGACUGGUUUCCUCUCCUCUGCGUCAAGAUCGACGGUGUUCAGCAUGUAGAAGCCGGACGACAUGAUGCUGCUGUUGCCGAUCUGCUGCAGCGUCUCUUGUUCGACUCCGAGAUCACCGGCAAUGAACACAAUCAGAUGAGGACGUGCGUGCGUGUGGCGUGUGUGCUGCUGCUCGCCAUCGCUGCCGUGCAUGUGCAUCGUGCCGACUAUGUGCCAUGUCAUCCACAGGGCUUCGUCCUUGGUAUCGGCGGUGGACGAGUGCGAGGCCAAAGUUUGAGCUUAGGGUGGAAACAUGUGUCGAGCAGGAUGUUCCUGCUCUUGGAAUACUUGUGCACGUAGUUGAGUCCGCCUGCCACGUCCAGCGCGACCUGGACAUGUUGGCUCCAUCCGAGCACCUCGUCGCUGUGGAGCCACUUGCUAAGCGCGCUGUUCUUGGCGAACUCGAACAUCAUGUACGUCAAUACAUGUAGCCGCCGUGCAUGCAGUGAUGGAGAGGCCCCGGACAGGCAGAUGAGGCUCAAGUGGUUGAGGCGACAAGGAUGCUCACCUCGACGGUAGCGCACACAUCAUUGACUCCUGUUCGCGAUCGUCGGUUGUAGUGCAUGGCAUGGCGAUGGUGGGGGAGAUGCGAAGGGAAGAUGAGAAGGGAAGAUGAUAGGGGGGAUUACUCGAUAAGUAUGCGGAGGUGCUGUAAAGUUUCCUCCUUUAUGUAUAGUUAUUUCAUUAUCCAUCUAAAUAUCAUCCCAUGUAUAUGUAUGAAACUCAUUUUGUGCUGCUAAAUUUUCUGUA